Molecule: messenger RNA, 8797 nt
Organism: Brassica napus (rape)
Lineage: Eukaryota; Viridiplantae; Streptophyta; Magnoliopsida; Brassicales; Brassicaceae
Exons: 1
Coding region: 7665-8324 (219 amino acids)
Biological process (GO): protein desumoylation
Cellular component (GO): nucleus
Molecular function (GO): deSUMOylase activity
Source: RefSeq, a predicted model, not a curated record
AGGUCUCUAGCCACUGCACUCCUAAGAUGAUGUCGGCGAUUCCUAACUCCAAGGGCAAGAAGUUGGAGUUCACUUCGCAAGUAGGGAGUUUGAGAGUCAUUCCUUCGCAAAUCCCCUUUCCUCUUACCGUUACUCCCGCGCCCACCAUUACUCCAAACCCUUGCGUCGUGCUCACCGUCAUUUCCCAACUUAUGCACCAAGCUUUCUGAUAUGAAAUUAUGCGUGGCUCCACUAUCAAUCAACACCACCACAUCUUCUCCGUUGACGCUUCCUCUCAGAUUGAUCGUGUGUGGGGAUGAGAUUCCCACCACGGUGUUCACCGACAGCUCCACCACUUCGGUGUACUUUUCCCUUUCCUCUUCGUCUUUCUCAUCAUUCUCAUUCCUGAUGUCUGUUUCUGUUCCAUUAUCAUGGACCACUAAGACCAUCAACUACUUUCGCCCACAUAUAUGAGUUCCCGUCCACUUCUCGUCGCACUUAUAGCAUAACCCCUCGCUUCUCCACUUCGCGUCGGCGUGAGCUUCCGAAACGGGGGUUUCAGUCGCCCAUGAGCCGCCGGGGUUUGACUUUUGUUUUUGUGUCCUCUAAACGUCGUCGUUGGAGACUGCGAUGAAUGAGAUUGUGUUUUGGGUUUGUAGCUAUUGGGCCCGUGUCCGAGAUUCGGCCCACUUGUUCCCUUCUCCAAAUUGGGCAUUGGGUUUUUAGGGUUUCCUUCUGACGUAUUGGUAGCCGGCUUAAUCUCUGACGUCGACCAUUCCUCCACCGUCUUCCCAAACUCAUCAUUUUUUUCAGGGUUUUGGGCUCAAACAUCUUAACCCCAGCCCUGAUUUUUGGUUUCAAUCCUACCAUAAACGCUAGCUCUAACACCGCCUCUGACAGCUCCGGUGCGUUAUUGGCCAAUGCGACGAAAUCGCGAAUGUACUCCUUCACCGUGCCCACCUGUCUCAAGGUGAGCAACCUUUCUCCUGCGGUGGUGUCCUGUAUCUCCGAGAACUGCUCCAAGAUUCUUUGUUUCAUCUGUUCCCAACUGGUAAAAGGGUUCCUCCCCCCCGUCUCCCACCGGUACCACAUCAACCCCUCUCCGUCAAAACACAUCCGUACGACUUUGACCUUCUGCUCCUCCGUCAGCUCUCCGAGCUCGAAUUAUUGCUCGACUCGUAAGCCCCAGCUUUCGGCGUUCUCCCCAUCAAACACCGGUACCUCCAUUCGUCGUUGUAUUGACCGGUCCGUCGUUGCAAAAAAGAAGUUUGCGGGGUCGGGUGAGAUCGUUUUAGAACCGCGUGGCUCCGAUGUCUCUCCCCUUACCACUCUGUUUGCUUCAGGCUCCUUCGUCGUCGACGCUACACCGGUAGUACUCUUUUCUUCGUUACUCGUUAUCGCUUCUCCGCCUUUCUCCUUCUCGGCGGGGCUUUCCUCCAACUGUAACAUCUUUCCACGCGCCAUCGCCAUCAACCUUCGUUUCUCCUCUUCCUCUUCAAGGAAACGUUGUUGCAUCUGCUCGAGGAAGGAGAAAGUCUCCAACUUCUGCUGCAUCGCAACCAUGGCCAGCUCCAGGGAUUUCACUCUCUCCCCUUCCUGCCUUUGUUCGACCAACAUCGUUGUGAUCUUCCCCAUCUCUUGUUGCAUUUGCUCCAUCGUCGGAUCUACGUCGGUACGCUUUGGUGCCAUGGAUUCUCCAAGACCAACUGCUCUGAUACCACUUUGUUACAAGAUCGAUCUUAAGUUAAAAUAAGAACAAAUCUGUAACUGCAAGUCCAAACUUUGUAUUGAUUCAAAAGCGUUUUGUUACAAGAAUAAAGCAAGUUCUUCUCUCUCUUGCACUAUACUCCAAAUCAUACAUAACCCUCACAUACGUUUAUUCACUCCUACUUAUAGCUAGAAAGGACAUACAGUCACCAACAUGCCAUGUGCUAUUGCCCUUCACACAUGAGACAGAUCCUCCUCCUCUCCAAGCUUUAUUUCUUCACUUGCUUUCUUCUAGACUCUUCUGCUCCACAAUGAACCAACUCAUCAUGGGCCAACUGUUCUCUUCUAUUGCUUACUUCAAAUGGGCCUUGCCUUUCCUCCUAUACUGAUAGAUAACUGGUGGGUGUGUAGCAGCAUAGGUAUCAAAGAGUUGAACUCAAAACUUUUUAGAAAAAAAACUAUACAAAGCUCUUCUCGUUAGUGUUCUUCACAUUUAAUAUUAUGAUAAUACCUGGUAAUGGGCGCCAAUGCAAAUUCUGGUCUACACCUUGGUCUCCUUUCGGUUAAUUGAUCACCUUCCUGGGAAACACUGGUCCUCGUGCAAUCGGAAUCCCUCUAUCUACUUCCUUGGGAUCUCUUUGGAAUGGGGAAUCCUGGACUCUGCCUCCAGCCUGUUCAAACAGAAUGAAGCUGAUAAUGGCCUUCCUAAUAACCAUUUCCCUGACUCAUACUCCAGAUGCUGCUAUCUGGAACACUACCGAUUUUGACCCUGUUCAAAAUCAGAAAUUCUCAGCUAGGAAAGUCUACAAUCUCAUCAGAGAAUCCAAACCUAUAGUGCCUUGGAAAAACACAGCCUGGCUGAAAAAAAGUAUUCCCAAAUUUAAAACACUCUCUUGGCUGUUUGUGCUAGAUCGGUGUCCAACUAGAAACAUAUUGAUUAGCUGGGGCCUCCAAACAGAUGAAACCUGUCUCUUAUGCAAUCAAGAGCCAGAAUCUCGUGAUCAUCUCUACUUCUGCUGUGACUACUCUUUCUCAGUUUGGGGUACAAUAGCAAGGAAUCUCAAUCUCGUUUUGUAAUCAAACUCUUGGAACGCUACUCUUGAGUCCUUAUCCAAUCUGUCAGGUGAUAGGCAUCUUCACCGGCAAGUCUACCGUUCCUUCUGCUAUUAUUUCCUCUAUAUCCACUAUCAUCAAGAACAGAAUUUUAUCAUUGCGUGAAGACAACGGGGGUUUCUCCAGCACCGCCAUGCAACUGUGGUUGUCUUCAAGCUGAGAAUAUCGCCUGCGACCAUUGACGUACGAGUUCCUCUCGAGCGUUUUUUCUUAAUUCUUCUAUUAGGAUGGGCUUCUAGACCAACUAAUUUCUACCAUUUCCUCUUCAACUUGCGUGGACCUCCACCCCAUUUUGGACAGUUAAGCUCAAUCUGGCCUGCUUUCUUGUGGGUCCACAUGGAACAAUUACGAUUCUACACUAAGAUGAUUCUUAUCAUGGGGUUUAUUUUGGAUUAAUUGGGAACGUGUUUGCACUAGAGUCUUUGAAGAAAAACUCUUGCCACCUUUUUAAUAUAUUGCACCAAAUUAUAGCAAAAAAAAAAAAAAAAUUUCCCCAAUGGUUAUUUUUUUGAAAAACAAAAGAAUACAGUUAAUGACGGUGCAUAGGAUAUUUCCAAAUAAAGGUGGAGAAACGGACUUUCGUUUUGAAACGAAAAGAAAAACAAAAACUCAGACGUUACAGCAAACAAACUAAAUAAGAAAAGAUUAUAAGAAAUUUAAAUUUCCUUUUAAUAUAAACUUCGAUUAUGAGUGACUGAGGCGAAAUCCAAAUCUGGUAAAUAGGAAAAAAAGUGAAACUCAAAACAUUCCUUGUGCAUGCACCGGUACAUUAAAAGGACAGAUAAAUAUGAUCCGCCAUUGAAGGAUGUUAAAAAUACAUAGCAUGAAAUAUCUGAAUAUGAAGCAUUGGUCAUGCUCGGAUAUAUAUAUGAAUACGCAAGUAGAUUAGACAUAUACAUAUAUCAAAUUCAUUCAUGCAUGCAUAUAUAUAAGCAUCUUCCUCAUACCUAUAAAAAAAUCUAAUAUUUUUAAGACCAAAAUCUCUAUUAUAUCAAGAAGACAUAACAAUCUCUACUUCUUUCUUGUAAAGAGAGAAAAAUGUCAAAAGACAUGCGUGCACGUACAUAUAUAAAUAGGCAUUUCUUAUUUGAUUAUUACCAGAGUUGGAGUUGGGUAGUUGAUAGUGAGAUAGAGGAACUCCACGUUCCAUUGAUUCUCUGCCAAGUUUUUUUUGGGGUUCUUUAGUAAAAAUAUUUGACUGAUUUGUUGAAUGCAGAGAGAAGGUUGAUGGCUUAAUGGUUUUAUAGAGAGAUGAUACAAAUGGCGAAGGAGGCGGUUCUUACGAGGUCUCUAUAUCUCUCUAUCGCCCAUUGGCUGAUUUUAUUGACUAGGGGCCAGUCAAACUAACCCCACUGCUCUUCUCUCAUUGGUUUUUAAUUUCACUUAUCACCAAAGUUAAUUUAGGAAAAUACUUAUCACCGGAGUGUUUGGAAAGCAGUACAACAAGAAGAUUUAAGGAAAAAAAAAACUUUGUUUAGAAAUAAAUUUAAGAGAAAAUUACUCAAUCUAACUCUCAUUUUCAGUUAAUUACUAAUCUAACUCUCGUCUAUCGACAUACGUUAACUAAAGGGGUAAAAGACGGAUUAACCCUCUAUAUUGUUAUUUAUUUCUAUUUUUACAUUAAUAGAAUAAGAAAAUUAAAAAUAAAAUACACAUUAAUAAAAUAACAACACACGAUAGGUUUGAGUAAAAAAAUUAGGGUUUAUGGUUCCAUUGUCGACGAACGUAGACUGCCUCUGAGGGCUUUCGAUUUCUCCGUUCCUCCGACUUGCCUCGUGUUCACCGGCGUGAAGAGCGUCGUUUUGUACAGGGAGAAACACCUUACUCGGAGGAGUCUAGGUUCCGGAGGCUCUUGUCUUCUCCGCUAGUGGAGCUUGUCCGCCGGUUAGAUUCACAGUCGUAAGUCUCUGUCCAAUAUUUAUUUCUGGUUUCAGUCUUCCUCUCAGAUUUGAAUGAAUUUCAAAACAAUUAAUUUUGUUCACAGUCACGGUGGUUUUAGGUUCCGACAAAAUUUGAAUCAGUUCUAGUUGCUACUGACCACGUUAAACAUCAACUCAAGGUCAGUAUAUGGUUUCAAUCUUUGUCCUCAAUGUGAAGUCAUAAAACAGUAUUGAUUUAGAUUUUUCAUUGUUUGUUUGUCAAUUUAACAUCUAUCAGUUCAUUUUAGUCAGUGUAACCAACUCUUACAUGUUAUAUAGUGAAUAUUUAUUUGUUAUUUAUAUGCAUUUCUCUGUAGUUAUUUCAUGCUAAUGUUACUUUGAACUUUCCAUUGCUAGAUAUGGCCUCAGCUAGCACUACGACUAAUUAUCCACAACGACUAUACAAAAAGGGGAAAACACCUAACCAACAAAAGAGUAUGAGUUACUAUAGUUAUUUGUCAAAUUUUCAAAUGGUGGAAGUAGGAGUAGGAAACGACGCAUGGGAUGCACUGAAGAAGUCAUCAGUUGGAGAUUUUCCUAGACUUUACGAGCUUGAUUUCAUAUGGUCUGCAAAGGUUGUUCAUUACCUCUUAACGCAUCAGCUGGUAGUUAGAAAGAACUAUGAGAUAUGGUCGUUAAUUGAUUGGCAGCCGAUUCGUCUCUCUUUGUUAGAGUUUGGUGAGAUAACUGGUUUGAAUUGUGAUAUGUUUGAUGAUGGCGACCUUUGCAAAGUUGACCAUAAAGAAUUUUGGGCAGAAUUGAAUGUGUGUACAAACUGUUGGUCCUAGUCUGAAUGAGUUGCAGUUGGUAUUGGGAAGAUGCAAGAACUGGAGUCUUGAGAAAAGGAUUAUGGUAGGACGGUUGUGUAUUUUGCAUAUCGCAAUAUUUGGCAUAGCUCCUACACGUCGGAUCCCGUUGGAGUGUGCAAAGCGAGUACUUGAUUUUGAAGCUUUCGAGAGAUAUCCAUGGGGUCGAGUUGCAUGUAAGAGUUUGAUACACUCCAUUAAGUGUGUCAGUUAUGACGCAAAGAAAUCAUAUACAAUGGAAGGAUUUGUGUAUGUGCUACUCAUAUGGGGAUAUGAGGCUGUUACUGGCCUAGGAGAGCAGUACGGAAACAAAAUUGUUGGGGCAGAAGUUCCUCUCCUUUCAUGGGCUGGAUCAAGAAAACGGUUCGUGUCUGACGACUUCAUUAGACAAGAAAAAAUCAAACACGAAGAUAAGGUACCAAAUUUGUAAUGUUUUAUUUCUUGUUUUUGGUGAUUUCUUUACUCUUGUUUUUUUUUACUUUUAUGUUUGUUUUGACUCUUAAAUUGAACGAAUCUCACAUUCAUUUUUUAUUUCCAGGUUCGUGUACGGCAUUUCUUUUCACACGUUGACGAGAAUUUAGUCCCUAAAUGGGAUGGUGAGCUUGAAGAUGAAAAUGUGAACCACUUGAUCCGUGAUAUACUUGAUGACUGUGUCAAUCGUAAAGCAUGGGAUUUAGUUGAAACUUCUGUUACGAAGAGGACUAAGCGUAAAGAAUCUAUCCCCAUGAAUGUUUCAGAGGAUUCAGCAAACAAGGAUAAGAAGGCUAAACCUAUGGAAGAUGGUCGGUAUAAUGUGAGUACAAUAUUAUAUUUUGGUAUUAAAUACUAGUUGGUAUGAUAAGAUUUUCUAAAUUCUUCAAUGGUUUUAAUGUAGGCUGACGGUAAUGAUACGCCAAGCACUGCGAUGUUGACCAUGUUGAAGACUCUGACCGAAAAAGUAGACAACAUGAACACCAAUAUGGCUACUAAAUUAAUGGCUGGUUUGGAUGCAGCAAUUGGUACGAAGGUUGAUGUCAUAAUUGGUCCCUUAAUUGAGAAAGUCGCCAUCUUGGAGAUGGAAAUGCGAAAGAUGAAAGGAAAAAUGGUACCUGAAGAAACAAAAGAAGCUGCCAACUCCAAUGUGAAUAUCAAUGAGGAAGUGACAAGUGAUGCUAUGGUAAGUUACUUUUAACUUAGUCUUAUAUUUUUAAUUUUGCCUAUUAAGAUCAUAUCUAGUUUUCUAGUUUGUCUGAAAAUUGUGAGGAGAGUGUAAAAGUCAUAGCAAUAUUUUGUCGUAUCUAAUUUACAUUACGUGCUAGUAUUCGUGAUUCUAUUAAGUUAUUGAUUAAUAUUUUUUUUGUGAAGUCUUGGAUGGUGGAGAUUAAAUCCACGUCUCAGGAUGGUAUACCAGCUCGACAUGUUGUUAAGAAAGUGACGAAGACAUGCAAAAAAGGUGGAGAUAUGGGACUUGAUAAGAAUAAUUUGUUUGAGAAUAAGGUUUUCAAAACCAAGAUACAAGUCCCACAUCUACUCGAUACUGCCUCUGAGGAAACAUGGUCUGAUACAAAGCAGCGUGAAAAAAUUAGAAAAGUUAGUGAUGGCUUAGAUGCAAUUGCAGCAGCAGCUAGAAAGUUUAAUAAGCCUACAUCUUCCACGCCUCAGCCGAAGCGCCAAACAAAGUUAGCAUCGUCUCAGUUAUUUCCAUUCAUAGGAAAUUCUACCGUCAAGCGCAUCAUCACAGGUGUAAUACCAUCUGUCUCAGCAUAUGAUCCGUUUGCUGUUGUUGAAGACACUAAAAUUCGGAACUUACUACAUUUUCUACUGGAUGAUGAGUAUGCUUCUUUUUCUUUUCUCCUGUUGAACAAUGUUUCAUUACUAUUUGUUUUAAGCUAUAUAAUUUUGUUUUAGGGAGGAACCGGACAGAACCUCUGAAUGUAGUGUCGAAUUUUAUAAAGUGCUUAUAACUCCAAGAGAAGAGUGGCGUACACCUACAUAUGGUUGGCUGACUAACUGGGUAAGCAUUAUUUCUUUACAUAUGGCUGACUAACUUCAAGCUUUGUUCUUGUUAUCUUUUAGAAAAUACUGAAAGCAUAUAGUUAUUAGUCUUUUUAUUGUUCUUGCUCUAAUAUAUGAUUUUGUUUUUAAUUAUUCUGUUCAGCAUAUGUGGUCUGCAAUGCAUAUGUUCCAUAAGAGAUCUCUUUGUGAUCCUUCACCGUACCAUUCUCAGCGCAUUGUGUUUUUGGAUCAGUGUGUCGUCAUCAAACUUGUCAGUGAUUUCAAAGAGUUCAACCCUAAAACGUGGAGUGCAACGGAUAUAUAUAAGGGUAUUUUCAAUGGCACAUAUCCAGCUGACCGCAUCACAAACAAGAAGUGGCUUCAAGAUGUUGAUCAUCUGUAUGCAUGUCAUUUCAUAAAUGGUAAUCACUGGGUUGCUUUAGAUAUUGACUUGGGGAAGGAAACCAUUCACGUGUAUGACAGCAUUCUUAGCAUAGUAGAGGACAAUAAAGAAAUUCGAAAUGUUUGUCGGCCUUUUGCGAAGAUGAUUCCGACGAUUCUGAAUGCUAUGGUUCCUACUACUCUUCGGAAGAAAAGUGAUAAACAAUUCGCUGUACGAAGACUGAGAACCGUUCCACAAAAUGAAAAACCCGGAGACUGUGGUGUUUAUACCAUAAAGUACAUUGAGUGCUUGGCAAUCGGUUGCACAUUUGAAGGGUUAAGUGAUAAAAACAUUCUAGAUAUUCGAAAGAAUCUAGCUGCUGAGAUUUAUGACGAGGUUGGACAGCCGCAAAUAGCUCAUUUAUUUCCUCAUUCACCAAUGUAGUAUAUUAGUAUAUUUGUGUUAGUUUAGUUUCUCAGUUUUAUUAAGGUUAGUAGAGAUUUUUUUAGUGAAUCCCACUUUGACUCUUUGUUAAAUUAAAUUUUUUUAGCACUGAUAUUUUUGUUUUGUUUGGCACUGUACGUAUAAAAUAUGUUUCAGCUAUGAUUUACGUAUUUGGCACUGUUACAGAGUACUGAAACUGAAUAUUGUAAGUUUGAUAACUUUAAAUCUGUCGAAUGUCUUCCUCUGAAACUAAAGAAACAAAAGUUCAAAAUUUUAAAACACUUGCAUAAAUCAACUAAUCACUAGCUACUUUAACCUUACACGUCUUACAAUUAUGACCAUAUUGAUGACAACGUGAACAUGCAUGUUCUUUUCUUGGCCUUUUUUUCCCAAUAGCUUUCUCCAAUGCAGAUUUGAUUCUCGACUUUUUAGGUCUUCCCGGCUGCGUACUUGCUACCGGAGGCAAACAUAUC